AUGGCCCUCAAUGUUGCCUCGGCCCUCCUGGGCUUCCUAGGUCUAGGCUCUACAUACGUGGUUGCACUCGUAGUCUAUCGCCUCUACUUCCAUCCUCUUGCCAAAUAUCCAGGACCAUUCCUGGCCAAGAUUACUGACGCUUACCAACUCUACCACGCCUGGAAGGGCGAUCGACACCUCGAGUUCUGGCGUCAGCACGAGCGGUACGGCCGGGUCGUGCGAUUCGGGCCCAACAGCGUCUCCUUCAAUAGCAACACGGCUCUCAAGCAAAUUUACGGAUUCAAAUCCAAUGUGCGCAAGGCCGAGUUCUACGAUGCUUUUGUGCAUCCGGCACCCAACACCCACAAUACGCGCGACAAGGCCAUGCAUGCCCGCAAGAGGCGCGUGCUCAGCCAUGGCUUCAGUGACGCCGCCAUGAAGGAAAUGGAGCGCUACAUCUUGGCCAAUGUGCGCACCUUUUGCGAGCAGGUCGGCAUUGGUGCGUCCAACGAGAGUAAGGGCUGGACAGUGUCCAAGAACAUGGCCGACUGGUGCAAUUACCUCGCAAUGGACAUUCUGGGAGACUUGUGCUUUGGCAAGGCCUUUCACAUGUUGGAGCGCCCGGACAAUCGAUAUGCUCUCGAACUGGUCUCCUUGGCAACUACAAGACAUUUGAUUUGUGGCACUCUCCCGAUUGUCGGCAAGCUCGGCUUGGACAAGGUCUUGUUCCACCGAAUCGCAGCUGGUCGUGCCAAGUACAUGGCAUACAGCAAGUCGCAACUAACUGAACGGACAAAGCUGGGAGACGAGACAGAUAGAAGAGACUUUUUCUAUUACCUUCUCCGAGCAAGAGACCCGGAAACUGGCCAAGGCUUCUCGACUCCCGAGCUAUGGGGAGAAUCCAAUCUACUCAUUAUCGCGGGCUCUGACACGACGUCGACGGCCAUGGCUGCAACCCUGUUUUAUCUCGUGCGCAGUCCCGCAUCUCUUCAAAAGGCGACGGAAGAGAUUCGCGCCAGAUUUAGCGACGUUGAAGAGAUCCAUCAAGGACCCGGACUCACAAGUUGCACGUAUCUCCGCGCAUGCAUAGACGAGGCCAUGCGCCUGUCUCCCUCGGUGGGUGGCAUCGUUCCCCGCGAAGUGCUGCAGGGCGGCCUCGUCGUUGAUGGCGAGCACAUUCCGGCCGGAACCGUGGUCGGCGUGCCGCACUACACGAUCCACCACAACGCCGACUACUACCCCGACCCAUUCCUGUACAACCCCGAGCGAUGGAUUGCAGGAUCUAGCAAGAGCUACGGCGUCGUCAGCGAGUCGAGCGUCGAGACGGCGCACAGCGCCUUUUGCCCAUUCUCCAUCGGACCUCGUGGGUGCAUUGGCAAGGGGUUGGCCUAUAUUGAAAUGUCGACGACGUUGGCCCGCCUACUGUACAUGUAUGAUUUGCGCAAGUCGGCUGGUCCUGACCCGGCCGAGGGCAAGCCGAGCAACGAGUGGGGUCGACAGCGCCCAGAGGAGUUCCAAUUGAUUGAUCAAUUCACCAGCUUGAAGGAUGGGCCGAUGGUGGAGUUUAGGAGACGUCAAUGA
Messenger RNA from Pestalotiopsis fici W106-1, 1560 nucleotides. RefSeq lists its product as uncharacterized. The coding region runs from base 1 to 1560 and encodes 519 amino acids. The transcript is spliced from 4 exons. Gene Ontology annotation, molecular function: oxidoreductase activity, acting on paired donors, with incorporation or reduction of molecular oxygen; monooxygenase activity; iron ion binding. The record is from RefSeq and is a predicted model, not a curated record. NCBI's taxonomy places the organism in Eukaryota, Fungi, Ascomycota, Sordariomycetes, Amphisphaeriales, Sporocadaceae.